GCCCUCAGGGUUGUAAAGAUAACCUUUCAAAAGUGGAUAGAAUAAUGCAGGUUGUGUUUUUGAGUCUACAAACACCUUUAUUUUCUUUGCUGCUGUUUGUAGGCUUCCUAAACAGAAGAAGAAUGAAAAAGCCAGACCAGUGGUAUAAUUGCAACAGUUGUGAGCCAUGUCAGUCAGUUGUGUGUUGUCGCUGCUGGGAAAGCUGCACUUAGAAGGCAAGUCUCUUAGCUUUUCUGACAGCCUUUCCACAGUUUUUGUGUUCUGCCUGCUAGAAGACAAGAGGAUAAUUCUUUUUCUUUCUAAUUUUUAAGCUUUAUGACACUGUAUUUGGCACAGACACAACGUGAUUGCCCAAGCAGCAGUUUGGAUUUGCAUGUUUGAAUUAAUUGAAUGUUUGAACAUCACAUUCAUGCAAAAUUAAGUUCUGAGUCUCUUUUUAUGAACAGGACUAAAUGUGAAAAUAAUUGCAUGUUUCUAUGUCAUAGGGCUUACAUUUCCUAUGAAGAAAUCAUCCAAUUCAGAGAUACUUUCCAGCCCAUAAAUCCCCUUCCCCCAAACGGACACAGAAAAGCCCACCACAGUUAACAUGCUUCAUAGUUAAAACUAGUUUCCAUAGUCUUGAAUAAACUGUUCACUCUGAGUGUUCUUUGAUGUUUUGCUCAAAUGCCUCUCAUUUUGUAGUGUGAGGUCACAAUGAACAUCUCACUCACAAUGUAUCCUUAGUACCAAGUAUAACUUCCUUGUUCAUAAGCGGUCUUCUUCACAGCCUUCCUGUUGUCUGACCUGAUUUCUGUCCUGUACCAAAGCGGUUGAACGCUUGCAUGAAAGUAGCACAAGCUUAUGUAUUGAUUAAAGCCACUGUAAUAGGAAAUCCACAGGUUGAUUUGCCUACAGGUCUAAGUGGAUGGUGAUUAAAGCACUUCUGUUGGUUUAGACUGAUAUAUCAAAGGCUGUUGAUAUACUGAAUUACACUGUUUACAUUGAAGAUAUGUCUAGAAUUUUUUACCAUUCUUUGGUAUUCUAAUAGUUUAAAAAAAAACUGAAAAAUCAGUUGUAUAAUAGGCUGUAUAAGGUACUUAUUGUUGUAAUGGCACAUACACACACCAAUGCUGUGACUUAAAAAUAUUUCUAGUUGUCACCCUUACUAAAACAUCUCAGAUGAUACUAAUAUGUACGUAGAUGUAUAUAAUGUAGCAGUGGUGAACAGCAUGUUAAGAUGUAGGGUAUGAAGGGUAUGGACUGAUGUACUGUUCACUUCGCUCAAGUAGGAAUGACUAAUUAAGAAUUAAUGGCACAGCUGAGGAAAGUCUGUCAGGUUGCAUUCCAAGUUUCUUAAUGUAAGAGAAUGAAAAGGGACAUCUAGUAGUAACAUAGGUACUGGCACAAAUGGUUACUGAGGAGUUAAAUAUAAAGACUGUAACUUCUUUGAUUUCAAGCACUAGUUCUGGGGAUGAUCUAAAUUAGCUUUACUGCAGUGUCCUCAAGAAACUGAAGAUCUAGUUUCAAGGUAAAAAGAGUGACCUACAGUUGAUGUUUGAAUUUUUAUUUUUUUAAAGCUUGUGGAAGGACUGGAGUUUUGACAACUGUGUGUAUAUAUAAUUUUUCAUUGUUCCCUCAGAAAAGCUGCUACUCUUCAGAACAGUAUGUCUUCUAGCCAUAUUUUUAAGUGGAAGAUAUAUUGCUCUGUCUCGCAGGGGUUGCAGUUCGAACGCUUCACUUCUGUCGUCUUCAGAUGGAGUCUUCUGAUAGAUGUGUGAACUCUUGCAGCUCAUCUUCUGUCUUUAGUUAGGGGUUCUGGAAUCAGCUUUGAGGAUUGCUGCUGUGGCUAGGCUCUCUGCUAGAUACAGAGGCAUCCACUGUGUACAUGCAAAUUGCCCAUAUGCAGCUUGUCCAACAUAAUCCCCAUACCUUAGGCCCACCACAUGCAUGAUUUAUGAUCCUGUGUCUGUGUCUUAAGUUGUUCUUAUAAGUGAUGAGGGCUGGCAUGUCUACCCACAGCUUUUCUCUCCUGUGACCUAGUACAGUUAUAUACGUGUGGUAGUACAGUAUGCUUUGCUGUGGAUGCAGUCCAUUAAGGAAUCUAGCUGGAGCCCUUGUAUGAUGGCUCACAAAUGGGAACACACAUUGAUGUAGUAUCAUUUCUGAAUCAGCAAGUCCAACUGAAAUCUUCUUCUCUUCCUGUUUUCUGGCUAUAAUUAGUAAGCUUCUGAACAAAUGCUGUUGUGUAGUGGAAGCUAGUUCUGAUCCCCUGAAACUCUUGAAAAAUCAAUGUGAGCUGCAAGGAUUCAUACUGGAAAAUAAAGCUGCUUUUGAGAGUUUAUAUGUGGGUUCUGUGUGAAUUCCACACUGAAGGCUGAAAGUGUUAGCCUUAAACUUCAUCACACACUGGAUAACUCAUUUGUAUACUUGAAAUAUUUUUUCAUCUUUGUAUGGCAUGAAUUGAGGUGUACGCAGUUUUUUUAGUUUUGUAUCUAUUUGCAAGACACUGGUCUGAGUGUUCACUUUAAGCAUUCUUAUACCUUCUGUUAUAAUGUAUACUAUAUUUAGAAAAAAUACAGUUUAUCAGUUUUUGAUUUUAUUGUAUUUGUUUUUAUUUCUUACAGCUGGGAAAACAGCUGUUUUCCUUCUCAUCAGUCACCUUGGAACUACUGAACUAUCAAUUAGUAGUGCUAAGUAAAAGCAUUGCGUAUGCAAAAUCGAUAGCUUUUUAGAGCACUUAUGUUUGCAGCAGAUACUGCCAUUGAAGAAAGGAAGAUAGACUUUUCAUAAAGGAAAGAGAAAAAGAGUAAAUUGUGAUAAGAUGAUGAACAAGGCUGCUUAUCUAGAAGACUUGCAGUGGUUACUAACUAAAGAGAGGUACGAAGCCUACACUGGGUAUACUCUUCCUGAAUUAAUAAUUAAACUGAUAACAAAGGCUGAAGAAUUACAUCUACACUGUAAAGGUUCUGCUAGACUCUCCAUUUUAUUCCAUUAUAUCUUCCUCUUAUUGCCACACUAGACCCACUCUCCCUUCAUAUCCUGGUUUUUUUUUUUGGCUGCCACCUAUACCUGCAGGAUGUAUGGCGUAUAUAUAUGGCCUUUCCCACCCACUUUUGGUUCAGGAAGAUGUCCAAACUUUUGUAUUCUAUUCAUUCCUACAGCAUUAACUGACAGUAUGCACACUAACUGUUCUUCAACAGCAAAGAUACAGUGCUCCAGGGACCUUUAGUUUUCCUUUGAGGCCAGCUGCAGGGCAUCACCAAAAAAUGAGUGACAGAAUCCAGUUGCCUCAUUCACUACGUGCACUUCCCUGUGAUCUUUGGAGAAGAGUGCAAAAUGAGGUUUUGAGCUGUCCUUUGAAAGCCUACCGUAAAGAACAGGGUAGUCAGCAUGGCCCCAGGUGCUUGCUUGGAAGCAGUUGUACAGAAAUUCUCAAAUUCUCUUCUUCCUGAAGCACUGUGGUAUACUACAGAACUGCAACUUAAGUCUAUGCAGUGCCUGAUACAAGGGACUUCGUAUUUUUCAGUCUCAAACUGACUGCCUCCCACAGUUCCGAGUCAAGCUGUGAGGAGGUGGAAAAAAUGUAAAUUCUGCCUUAUGGUAGUGUAAAUUAUGGUAACUCAGUUGACAUGUGGCCACACAUAGCUGGAAAUUAUCAGGUACAGCAGAAUUGUUUAAGCAAGGUCAAAGAAAGUGCAUGGUGUUUAUAAUAACAUAAAGAUCAGUCUACUUAUGUAGUUUUUGCGGCAUAUUAUGUUCUCCUAUCCAUGAAGGAAAAGUUAUUUGUUAUUCAUAAUUAAUUUUAGUGAGUCUUGUAAGUCUUAAGUUUUGGGUCAGUAUUGGACAGUGGGUCAGAACACUAUGAAAUGAGGACUUGGGCUUGUUGCUGCUUGUGACAGAAGUACAUUUCCUGGUCCCUCAGCUCAGGUACAGUCUGUUAUAGCCUUGCCUGGCCACAGUCAGUUAUAGCCUUAGCUGGGUGGGAAGAGUAUGGAUCUACUGUGGGAAGCUGAAUAUAAGGAGCAACGAGAAUAAUAUAUUUGGUAAGGUGGACUCCACUUUAUAAGCAUGUGUCUUGGCCAAAGGCAUGGGACUGACUCCAUCUUACAAAGAACUGAUGCUGAGAGAGGCUGAUAGACAUGAAAAAAGCUCCCCUGUAUCAUCUAUUGGUGGUGGGAAGGAAAUCAAAGAGCCAGGUGGACUUGCUAGUUGGUUGGAUCUCUGUAUUUUACCUUUGUAAAACGAUGAUCCCUGAUUUCAAAGGCAUGUAAUUGGGGUGAAAAAUUUAGUUUCUUUCAGCUGCAUCUUUCAACUUCUUGAGAAGAAUGUAGUACUGCGUGAGAUAGGUAUAAAGGUGCUUCCUUUUUUUUUUUUGAAGAGUUUGUUUCAAAAUUAUGCAAUACUUAGUUUGAGAAUGCUUUUUGUCCUUUGCAAAUAAUCAAAGGUUCGUGUUUUUGAUGACAGACACAUUUACAUAGCUAUAAGAUUCUUAACAGGAAGAGGGGGGAUAAGAAUGAGAAAUGGGCACCUAAAUCCUUACAGUAGCUGUGAGGUUUUUUUCUGUCAUGUUUCAUGCCCAGUAUAUGUGAGCAUCUCCCUCCCCUCUCAAAAUUCGGUUCAUUCCCGAUCCUGUGAAUAGUUUAUUAGAUUUUGGUCUUGAUCCUAAUUCUCUGAAGCUGCAGAGUCCAUCAGCUCAAAAGGUACAUUUACAAAUUGCUUCUUCUCUAAUCAUUAGAAAGUACCUACCAUCUCGCGGUCAGAGGUGGUACUGCAGAUCUCUCAUUUCUCUGGAAAAUGGAGCAAUACGGUGGGAAUGAGCACACUUGUAGCUGUGGAGACUCAGCGGGGAGAUCCAAAGGGAUCCACACUUUGGUGCAGCCAUAUCAGUGAACCUCUGAAUACGCUCUGAGAGUGGUCACACAGGACUGACAGACUUGAACUGGAGGAGAGAAGAUGAUGUCCUUGGAUGGACCGCAGAAGAAAAUCAGUAACCCGAUCAUUCCCUAUGUUGGGACGAUUCUUGGUGGCCUUGUUCCUGGAGAGCUGAUUGUGUUACAUGGGAGCGUUCCUGAUGAUGCAGACAGGUUCCAGGUGGAUUUACAGUGUGGCAGUAGCAUAAAGCCUCGAGCUGAUGUGGCCUUUCAUUUUAACCCCCGCUUCAAAUGGUCUGGCUGUGUUGUUUGCAACACCUUGGAGAGGGAAAAAUGGGGCUGGGAAGAAAUCACUUAUGAGAUGCCUUUUCAAAAAGGAAGGCCAUUUGAGAUUGUCAUCAUGAUUUUAAAGGAUAAAUUCCAGGUGUCUGUAAACAAGAAACACUUGCUGCUCUACAAUCACAGAAUUAGCCUUGAAAGGAUAGAUACUCUUGGAAUAUAUGGCAAAGUGCAGAUCAAAAGUAUAGAGUUUGUUUCUAAUUCUGUACAAGGCGCUCAGCCAUCAUCUGUAGGAGUAACAAAGAUAAACACAGAAAAUGGAGAAAUGCCAGAUGGUUUACAAUUUGGAGUUCCUUAUGUUGGGAAACUUGUUUCUGCACUUCACCCAGGAUGCACAGUUGCUAUUAAAGGAGAAGUGAAUAAAAACCCAAAGAGCUUUACAAUAAACCUGAAAUCAAGUGACUCAAAAGACAUUGCAUUACAUCUGAAUCCCCGACUGAAGAAUAAAGUGUUUGUAAGAAAUUCUUACCUUCAUGACAGCUGGGGAGAAGAAGAAAAGGAAGUCACUGAUUUCCCUUUCAGUCCAGGGAUGUACUUUGAGCUAAUCAUUUUCUGUGAUGCCCACCAGUUCAAAGUUGCUGUUAAUGGUGUUCACACCCUGGAGUACAAACAUCGUUUUAAACAACUUGAAAAGAUCAACCUACUGGAAGUCACGGGCGAUGUUCAGUUAUUAGAUGUGAGGAGCUGGUAGUUCUUUCCAGUCAGUGCUAAAUGAAUUAAACCUAUUCUUAGAACAGUUCUUCUGUCAAGUACAAACUGGUACCAACUCAUGCUGAGCCUGCCUUUAUCUAUCCAGGCUUCUGUGUCAGUCUGAGUUAGGUGAGUACCAGAACUGCUGUGAGAUUAAAUCCUCCACUAGUUUCCAGUAUCCUGGCAAGCUAAAUGUCUGCUCAGAUAAAUCACCUGCAUUACUGAACCUAGCAAUAUGAAAAUGGUGCAUCGUACUGUGUCUUAAUAAUUGUGCUCAGUAUGAUUAACUACUACUAGUCAUUCCUUAACAGUGUACGUUCAAAAAGUGAGGUAGAAAUUAGACUGAAAUAGAAUAGGAAGAUAUGUCUAUCCUGAAAGGCUGAUGGACCAAUCAUAAAGUAAUUACAAAAUAUAUUCUGCUUGAUUUAUACUAGUGAUUAUAACCUUUUUGCCAUGACUGGUUUAAAUGAAAAGCUGACUCAUCAGUUCUCAUGGAAGGCAAGGAGGAAUGUGAUCAACUUCUUAGCCUACUGCUGCAGUAGUAUCUUCUCUGACUCUCCUAGGUAUGUUAUCUCCUGCUUUAUAAGUAAGUGGCUUAAAUCAAACAUAGAGCAGCAUUUCUAGCUUUCAGUUUUCCAAAGUGAAACAAAUGAAAAUGAUUUAGUUGGUUCUGAUGCAUGGACUUUGGAAUGCUUAUUUGAUCAGAAAUGGCUCCCAGCUGUGCUGAGAUUGCUCAGGGACUAAAGUUGAUGUGUCUGUUUUUCAUUUAAAAAUGUAUCCCUCUAGAUACCCUGAGUUGAGACUCAGAGAUUCUCAUCAGUAGAACAGAGAACAAAUCCUUUUGCAGUCUUGUAUGAAAAUGCUAAUUAAAAAAAGCUCUUCCUACUCAAUCAGUUUUCCUUACAACUCUCAGUCUUAAUUUUUAUAUAUGCUUAUUUUUAAAAAUAAGUAAGUUGCUGCUGGCUGUCAGUGCUUGCCUGAGGGUUGUUUCUAUUUAUUUUAAUGGCUACUGAAGAAGUGGAAGUUUUGAGAAUAAAAUGUACCUGAAAAGCUGUUCAAGAUAAACUACCAAGUUAAGUCUAUAAAAAGCAUAAAUAAAAAUAACAUUUGUGAACUA
Gallus gallus (chicken) is the source of this 6996-nucleotide messenger RNA. It is a transcript of the gene LGALS8, whose product is annotated as galectin 8. Gene Ontology annotation, molecular function: carbohydrate binding. The record is from RefSeq and is a predicted model, not a curated record. The coding region runs from base 4933 to 5880 and encodes 315 amino acids. Lineage: Eukaryota; Metazoa; Chordata; Aves; Galliformes; Phasianidae. The transcript is spliced from 10 exons.